GUGACUAGCCCACGCAGGCUCACACCCCUCGCUGGGUCUCGGACCUGCCCUGGCUCACUCUCUUCCAGCCCGCCAUCCCUAACGGAGGCACCUGUUCCUGGUGGCGCAGCUCCUGGUGGCGCAGAGCGCGCGGGCCCGGGCGGCGCGGAAAGCAGCAGCAGGAGGAGGAAGAGCGGAGCAGGUCCGAGGAGCAGAAGCUUCGCGGCACACCUGGUGGUGAGCAUCUCUAGCAAGAGGAGAAGGCAAGGAUAGGCCCAGGAGUAAUGGAGUCCAAAAAUCAAGAAGUAAAAGAUCUCAACAUGGAAAAUGACCACCAGAAAAAGGAGGAGAAGGAAGAAAAGCCGCAAGAUACUAUCAAAAGGGAGCCAGUUGUGGCCCUGACUUUUGAGGCUGGCAAAAACUGUGUGCCUAGAGGAGGUCGCAGGCGGUUCCGGGUUAGGCAGCCCAUCGCUCACUACAGAUGGGACCUGAUGUAUAGGGUUGGGGAGCCCCAGGCAAGGAUGAGAGAGGAGAAUGUACAGAGGUUUGGGGAGGAUAUGAGACAGCUCAUGGAGAAGUUACGGGAAAAGCAGCUGAGCUAUACCAUGCGUGCUGUUAGCACCGACCCCCCUCACCAUGACCACCAUGAUGAGUUUUGCCUUAUGCCCUGAGUCCUGAGGUUUCCUCUGAAGGUGAUAUGGGGACCCCUGCUUUGUGAUGUACAAGUUUCGAGAUUGCUCCUUUUGUGUAGAUCUCCUCCUGUUACCAGCUUCUAAUUGAAACUUGUGUUUUUUUACUCAGUCUAUAAUUCUUUUGUUAGCAGAAUCAGUUGCAUGGGAAGCUCCACAUUACAUACUGUAUACCUAAUAAAGCAGAUUAAAAGGCA
Grammomys surdaster is the source of this 865-nucleotide messenger RNA. RefSeq names its product protein BEX1. The transcript is spliced from 3 exons. Gene Ontology annotation, molecular function: signaling receptor binding. The coding region runs from base 264 to 650 and encodes 128 amino acids. Gene Ontology annotation, biological process: signal transduction. The record is from RefSeq and is a predicted model, not a curated record. Gene Ontology annotation, cellular component: nucleus; cytoplasm. NCBI's taxonomy places the organism in Eukaryota, Metazoa, Chordata, Mammalia, Rodentia, Muridae.